Trichoplax adhaerens is the source of this 417-nucleotide messenger RNA. RefSeq lists its product as uncharacterized. NCBI's taxonomy places the organism in Eukaryota, Metazoa, Placozoa, Uniplacotomia, Trichoplacea, Trichoplacidae. The transcript has a single exon. The annotation marks the transcript as partial. The record is from RefSeq and is a predicted model, not a curated record.
GGCUACCUAUCUAGACGCAAGCUUGAUAAAUUAAGAUACCAACGGACAGCAAUUGAAUGCAUCCAGAAAAACUUUAGAAAAUACUUGGUAUUACGCCAGUGGAAUUGGUGGCGUCUACUUACAAAAGUAUUACCAUUAAUUCAAGUUAAUCGAACUGAAGAAGAAAUUAAAGAGAAAGAUUCUCAACUUGAAUCCUUAAAUGCUCGUAUUGCUAAGCUAGAAGGAGAAAAAAAUAGUUUACACGAUGAAAAAAUCGAAUUAGAGAUGAAAGUUACUGAAUUAUCAGUAGCAUUAGCUGAAGAGCAAAAUAACGCUACUGGCACGGCCGAAAUGCUAGAAGAAGAAUCCAACUCGAGGAGACGCUUGGAAGAGGAGUAUGCUGAACUUAAAUCAGAAUUAGACGAAGUGACAAAUCAA